Phaeodactylum tricornutum CCAP 1055/1 is the source of this 1173-nucleotide messenger RNA. RefSeq lists its product with no specific name. The transcript has a single exon. Gene Ontology annotation, molecular function: GTP binding. The record is from RefSeq and is a predicted model, not a curated record. Bases 1 to 1173 code for a protein of 390 amino acids. Lineage: Eukaryota; Bacillariophyta; Bacillariophyceae; Surirellales; Neidiaceae.
AUGAUCACCCAUGCACAAACCACUCGUAUCUUCUCUAGCAGUGUUAUAGACGCGAAAGUCAGCAAUCGUAGAAGUUUCAAAGAACUCGCGGUCCAUCCGAGUAUUCACAAUUAUAUCCAACUGAUUGGGGUCGGUAUCCCGCCCCGGCGGAGCAAGAAGAAAUCUCAAAGGAUCGCCAUCGAACCUGGUCGAUUCCGAGAUCGACGAGGAGGAAGAGCGAUGAAUCCAGAAGCUACCGAAGACCAAAAACGUGAGCGACAUUGGAAACCACCGCCUCCGUUUGGACCCAAAGCCUUUCCCGUUAAAGUCGUUGGGAAUGUCGCCACUUUGGACGAUCACUACCCUGCCAACCACAAGAACAUUCCGGAAAUUGUCCUCGCGGGCCGUUCCAACGUGGGUAAAUCCACCCUGCUCAACGCCUUGCUGUAUGGAAACAAGCACGCCGAUGCCGUUGUGAGGCAGCGUGUGCGCGGAAAGACGCCGGAAUCGGUCAAGCAACCCAAGGGCAUGAAGGCCACAACCAGCGACAAACCAGGAGAAACGCGAGCCAUUACAUUUUAUCAACUAGCGGCUCGUUUGGAGCGAGAAAACGGUGUCUUUUAUGAUCAUGCUCUCCGACUGGUCGAUUUACCGGGGUAUGGCUUUGCCUACGCGAAAGAAGAAGCAGCUCGCAGAUAUCGAGCGCUUAUGGCCGACUAUCUGUUAAAACGUGGAAACAAGUAUCUAAAACGGGUGUUACUAUUAAUUGAUGCGAGGCAUGGUAUGAAGAAAGCUGAUGUUGACUUUCUGAUGGACUUACAAGAACACAGUCGACACUUGCAAGAAAAUAGUCGACUGGAUGGAAAGAGGAAAAAGAAUGCUCAAUUGCCUCCGAUACAGCUGGUUCUGACUAAAUGUGAUUUGGUGACCCGGGCGGACUUGGCGCGCCGAGUGGCUCAAGUACGAUCACAGUUGUCGGACUGCUUUAUACGAGAACCAAGUCAGCUUCCGGUAAUGCUAGUGAGCGCCCGCGCCGGUGUAGGAUACAAUAACGUCGUGGGGGACAAAGCUCGUGGUGGAGUACUAGAACUGCAGAAGGAAAUAGUCGCUUUGGUGACACCCAAGGCACGUGAAGAGAAAGAGCUCGACAAGCAAAAGCCUGAACGACGUACUGAUCACAGACGGCAACGAUAA